Penaeus chinensis is the source of this 1738-nucleotide messenger RNA. RefSeq lists its product as uncharacterized. Gene Ontology annotation, molecular function: protein binding. NCBI's taxonomy places the organism in Eukaryota, Metazoa, Arthropoda, Malacostraca, Decapoda, Penaeidae. The record is from RefSeq and is a predicted model, not a curated record.
AAGCCACGCACAAUCGCAGUGCAUCUCGGGUCGCGGUCGUUGGUAGUCGCGGUCCUUUCCGGUCGAGUCGCCCAACUCUGACCAGCGAAGAGGCAGGAACGAACUUGGCCCAUGGUGAAGGAGGCGAAAGAAAACGGAAGCGAAGAUAUCACGAAGAAAAAGGAAACAUAGGAUAAGGAUUUAUAUGGUACAGGGAUUUAUUUUUUAUAUAUAUAGAUAUAUAUAUUGGUGCUUCAACUCAGUGCUAUAAACGAAAAGGCCUUUCGAUACGUCUCGAAUGGGAGCGAUUUUCGACUAAUGCAUUGCUAUCGCACGGACACUUGCGCCUCGAUACAGACAUUGGAAAACUUCGGUCUGGAAGGGAAGGCUUCGUGACCUGUCGCUUGAAUCCCCAACUUGGCAAGGAAGAAGGCCGUGUAGGAGGACGCCGUUCCGAACGCCCGGCGCAGCAUGGGGUCGUUCCGAGGGCAGGCGGCCAGGGCGGCGGCGGCAGUCGUGGUGGCGCUGGCGGCAGCGUCGUCCCUGCGGCUGGCCGGCGGGCAACCCCUUGCUGAGAACACUGGUGCGGGCAUCACGUUGAUCGAGGCUGUGAAAGCGAACGACUUGGGUCUCGUGGCCGAACUGCUGGCAGGCGGCGCCGACGUCAUGCAGGUGGACAGCAUCAAACGCACCCCCCUCCACUGGGCGGGGCGAAUGGGCUACACAGAUAUCCUCAAACUCUUGUUAACUUAUAACCCGGACAUGGACGCAUUGGACAGAGACAGCUCAACGGCGCUGGGUCUGGCCAGGUGGCAGAAGCACACGGAGGCCGAAGCUGUGCUGGUGGCGAACAAGGAGCGCAACACCUUUGCUGGAGGUUGCCAAUACGACCAAGAACUUCACCUGAACGGAGACUCCUGGGCCACCGAAUGCCAUAACCAUGGGUGUGAGGAUAAAGUGGUUGUCUCCACGGUCAUUGAUACAUGCUGCAGCGUGGGCGAGGAGACGCAUGCCGACGGCGCGGCGUGGAGGAUCGGCUGCCACGAAUACCGUUGCGACGCGGGCGCAGUGGCCGAACCAAGUCUUCUGCCAUCGUGCUGCGAGAGCGAGGGCGAGGUCUACUCAGACGGCCGCUCCUGGACGAACGGCUGCUACGCCUUCACGUGCAACAAUGGCGUCACCAGUGAUCCCAGUCUGCUGGAUACCUGCUGCAAGGAUGGCGACGUAGUGUUCGAAGAUGGUUACGAAGCUCUGGAAGGAUGUCACGGCCUCACCUGCAGCGCCGGCGUGCUCGACCGACACAUCGCGCCCACGUGUUGCGUGGUGGGAGCCGAGGUCCAGGGAGAUGGCAGCACAUGGCAAGCAGGAUGCCACAACUAUACAUGCACAGAGGGGGUCGUAGAAACCAUCGCUGUUCUCGAAACAUGCUGUCAAGUUGAAGCAGAGGUGUACCCCGACGGCCACAGCUGGGUCGAGGGCUGCCACAACUACUCCUGCAUCGCCGGCGAGCUGGAGGAGCCGACCGUUCUCCCGACUUGCUGCGAGGCGGGCGGCCAGCUGCACCCGGACGGAGCGAUCUGGACGCUGGGAUGCCACCAGUACUCCUGCGCCGGCGGCGUCACGAGCCCUCCUUCCAUCCUCGAUACGUGUUGCGAAGUGGGAGAAGCUGUCUAUCCUGACGGACACAACUGGACCGAUGGAUGCAUGCAGUACACCUGUAAUGCGAGCUCCGUUGACACAUUGGCGAUCCUUGUCACGU